This is a messenger RNA of Saccostrea echinata, 2953 nucleotides long. RefSeq lists its product as uncharacterized. The record is from RefSeq and is a predicted model, not a curated record. NCBI's taxonomy places the organism in Eukaryota, Metazoa, Mollusca, Bivalvia, Ostreida, Ostreidae. The transcript is spliced from 4 exons. The coding region runs from base 81 to 1040 and encodes 319 amino acids.
UCAAAUUUCAGAUUUCAGAGAGAUGGUAUUGCGAUUUUUUCGAAAUUAGUGUAUUUAUUUUAGUUUUUGAAUUAUUGACAAUGGCUGACCCUGUUUCUUUAAGCUUACCGGCUUUGUCAUCAACAAACAGUUUAGUAAGAUACAAAGGAAUUCCUAGAAGAUACGAGGAAACAAGACCAGUCUUUAUCCAAGGAAACACUCAUCGAAAGAUUAUAGGUCUUGGACGAGAUUUGGAGAAAAGAGUACAGGAAAAAUAUGAACAAGAGAAACAGAAGGCAAUCAGGGAUGCUGAACAAGCAGUGUGGGCAGAAGCUGAGCAACGAAAGGCAGCAGCACUGCUGAAGGCAAGAGAGGACUCCUCAAUAGACCUCGAGAGGGCGGUCAAGAAAAUUAACAGACAACAUGAAAAGGCAUUGAAGGAAGAGGCUCUAAGGGUUGAGAUGGCAAUGCAGAAAUUGGCAAUUGAACAAGUCAAGCAGGAACGAGCCGAGGCUGAGGAGCGCUUAAAGGAAGCAGUGAAGAAAACAGAAGCUCGCUGCCAUCAAGAGCUGGUAGAGGCUGUGUUAAAGGCUCGCGAGGAGGAAAAAAAGAUAGCAGAGGAGGAGGCUAAAAAAGUUGCCAAGGCAGCACAGGAAAAAUUUGAGAAGGCAGUCCAGGUAGCUGCAGAAGAGAAGAAAAAGGCAUUAAAAGAACUAGAGGAGAGGAAGGAUAAAGAGAGGGUGAAGGCAGUGGCUGAAAUGGAGGUAGCCCAGAAAAAGAUCGCAGCCGAACAACUGGAAAAAUUAAAGAAGGAGUACGAGCAGAUUAAUGUUAGACUUAAAGAGGAAAUCAAAGGAAAACUGGACAUUAUAGACAAACUAAAUCUCCAGGUACUCUGUAUAGAAAAGGCCAAGAAAAAUGUGGAGGAGGUAUUACAUGAUACAAAAACUGAUUUCCAAGACUUCAUUGAUAGAUUGCCAGACUCCAUUAAAGGCCAAGUGGGGUUCAUGGUACGACCUAUAUACAUUGAUGAGAUUGGUCGGGUGCCUACCAUAGUGUAAGAGCUGCAUUUAUUAAGAAGGGAAACUAUCGGUACUUCUUUAAACUAAAUGAGCUAUUGUAUGAAGACUGUGUUACAUGAAGCACUAGCUAUAAUAUUCUGACUUUAUAUUAAUUGUCUCUUAUACACAGUAAGAGGUAGAUGUGAUGGUAUUGAAAAUUCCUGUGAUGUAUAGGUGUAAAGCAGGGUUCUUCUUUAAAUGAUUUAUUAUUUUUAUAGUUGUUUUACUAUUUGUUGAUAGAGACAUGGAUGUUUAAAGACUUCUGUUGUUGACUGCAAGUGCCUGCAUUUUUAAAAUCUUUUGUUACUGAUUGUUAAAAAUACCAGUAUUGGAUUGUUAGAAUUUUCUUUGAACCAUGAAUCUAUCUAAACAAUUGCUGUAUGCAUGGUAGUUUAAAAAAAAUACUCAUGUAUCUUUUGAGUCUUGGAAAUGCAGGGUGUAUGGCUCUCAAUAUCCAUUAUGGAUAAACAAUAAUGUACCUAUUUUUAGAUUUCAACUUUUUUUUUAAAACAGUGCACUAUUUUUCACCAAAUUUCAUUGAAAAAAUAUCCAUUUACAACACAGUAUUUAUCAACUGUUUUCAGUAAGUUAUGGCACACAAUGUGAAAUCUGUAAGUCUGUAGUCAUCUUAUUUAUUACUCAUUUUUAAGUAUGAGCUAUGUACACUACAAGUCAAUACCUGAUAGUUUAAUCAAGGAAACCAAGUAUCAGCUGUUGUGCUUGCUGUCCUGUUGAAUUUUUUAAUUCUGGUAAACAGAAUAUACAGAGUGCUAGCAUAUACCAGGGCUCAGGGUUUCUUUUUAAUUAAUACAUGUACAAAGAAUAAAUGAUAGCAUAUAAUCUGCUGAAACACCUAGGGCAUGCACUCUGACCUUUGAAAAAAAAACUUUUUAACUCACAUGAACGAGGUUCAAGUGAGAUUUUCUGAGUGCCUUUCAUCCAUCUUCUGUCUGUCCUUAUAUAAACUUUCACAUUGCUCACUUCUUCUCCAGCAGAACCACAGUCCCAUUUUCAACCAAACCUUACCACAAAGCAUCCUUGGGUGAAGGGGAUUCAAGAUUAUUCAAAUAAAAGGCUCUUAAAAGUAGAGAUUUUCAAGAAAAGGCAAAUUUAGGGUGGAUGUCUCAAAAAGCUUAAGAACCACUGGGCCAGAAAAAAAUGAAAUGCGACAGCUUAAUUUCCUGUUACAGUGAAGAUUAAUAUUUCUUCAAAUCAUGCCUCCAAGGACCGUGUGAUGCCACAGUUGGCAACAAAGUACUGUGAUUCAUUGGUAGUGCAGAUUUAAAUUUGUUCAAAUCAUGGCCAAAAGGGGUAAGGUGGGGUCACAAAAGGGGAUCAAGGUUUUAUAUAGAAAUAUAUAGCAAUGUUCUUCCCAGAACAACUAGGCCAUGAUUAGUCAUAUAAUAUGCAAGCAUCCUCAGAUAGUGCAGAUUCAAAUUUGUUCAAACCAUGGUCACUAUAUGGAGUCAAAAUUUUUCAUGGGAAUAAAGGGGGAAAAAAUCUUUAAAAUAGUUUGAAGAACAAGAGGACUAAGGUGAUUCUGAUGAGCAAUGUGGCCCAUAGGCCUCUUGUUAUUAGGUAGACUUGAAAGAGGAAUUCAUUUUUUCACAUUUUGGUUUAUGGUUAAUGUGUGAAUCAGUUAUUUUAUGUUAUCUCUGCAGAUUUUUGCAUUAACAUCUGUUAUUGUCAAUGAUGUAGCAUGCUGCCAUUGUAAUAUAAGUAAAGAAGUUUAGUAAUGGUAUUAUAGGUAAAACAUACUUAUAUGUAAUAAAUUGUGUGAGCAUUGUUGAGUCACCAGAUUAUCCAUUUCUACUCUGUAACUCUCCAUUGAUCCAGUCACAAAUUUAUUAUUUUUAUACACUUGUUUUAUUUUUGUACAAUAUACACUAAAAGCAAUAAAAUAAGAUAUACUU